UUUUUUAAACGAAAAAAUAAAAAAAAACUUUACGAAAAAUAUUUUUUUCAAAAAAUAACUUAAUUGAUUUUUUAAAACAAAAAUUGACCAACUCGAAAAACUCUAACGAAAGUGAUCUGAAAAGUUUUUAACAAACUCGUAAAAAUUUUUGGCACCGUUGUUUAUAAAUAAUUAAAUUAUGUCUGAAUAUCGCGGAGACAUAUCUAUUCCCGUCAGGAACGAAUCCAGGAGUUAUUGGUCUUCCGAGGGCAGGUCCUUGAAAGAUAAAUUUGCCGAAGAAAGGAGAAAAAUGGAAGCCGAAAUGGAAAAUUUGAAACAAAAAUUUCACUUUUCCAAAGAUCGUCCAGCCUCCUCCAUCGAACGUUCGAAUUUCGACAACAGCAGAGAUUACCAAUCUUCCUCUUACUACGAUCAGAGUAGCAGUAGCAAUCGAGAUAAUUAUUCUAACAGGAGUCCUCAGAGAUACGAUACUUCGUAUUAUCCCGAGAAUACAUACAGGCAACAAACCGCUUCUUCUACAUUGGCGCCUUAUCAACCGACCGGCUCCAUCCAAGGUUUUGGCAACCAACCAGCCGGCCCCAUCCAGGGUUUUGGCAAAAGUCCCGAAUGGCGCUAUGUCGAAACUGGGCCUGAUGGUCGAAAACUGGUUAAACUACAGUUCGAUAUGAUUAAUUACCAACCCAACGAGAUUCAGGUCUUGGUGGAUAACGAUUUUCUCAAAAUUCGCGCCAAACACGAGGAAGGCGGUCCUAACAGAUCUUGUUACCGGGAGUACAAUCGUGAAUUUACUCUACCCUCGGUUAUCAGGAGCAAUCAAAUUAUAUCCCAUCUUUCGAGAGAUGGCAUACUAACCGUAGAAGCCCCGCUUCCCCAAGACUUUGAUUACCGCAGAAAUGAUAUGGGGUUCGACCUGAAAGUGCCAAUUGAGUAUCGACAAUAAGGUGAUUGGAAAGCUCAAAACGUUUUCUUUAUGUUAACUUGUAAAUUAUAGUAAAGUUUGUAUAAAAUCUUUUUUUUUGCCCCUCCUUUUUUAAAAAAAAUAAUAUUAAGAUUAACUACAAAUAACAAACUGUUUUGUUUUAAAAAAAAAUUUAAAUUUAAUAAUAAAAAGAAGAAGAAGAAGAAAUUUUAUUAACCUCGUCGUCGAGAAUUAUAUAAAAAAUAAAUAAAACUAAAAGUAAUAUGUGAAAUAUUGUUUGAUAAUUUUACACACUACAUUACACAUAUCUUUCUUAUGAUUUUUUCUUCCUUAUUCGGAGUUUCUAAGAAUUGAUAAUUAAAUUAGCCAUCUUAUCACAAACAAAAAAAUAAGUUAAUUCUAAUUUUAGGAUUUAUAUUUUGCGCAUUAAAUCAUAAAUAAUCCUUAUUAUUUUCCCCGCGACCUAUUCAAAAAUUAAAUCAAACUUUAGAAAAUCAUAUAUAUUUAUUAUCCCCAGAAAUCCAUUAAAUUUAUUAAUUUCAUCCGCUAAUUUUUCCAAGUUUUUUUUUUGAUUUAUUUAUUGGAAAUUGAAAUCAAUAUAUUUUAUUUAAUCUAAUAUAUAUAAUUAUAUAAUUAAAUAAUUAAAUAAAAUAGAGAGAAA
Gordionus sp. m RMFG-2023 is the source of this 1580-nucleotide messenger RNA. RefSeq names its product heat shock protein 27-like. Gene Ontology annotation, biological process: protein refolding; response to heat. Gene Ontology annotation, cellular component: nucleus; cytoplasm. The record is from RefSeq and is a predicted model, not a curated record. The transcript has 2 exons. The coding region runs from base 179 to 940 and encodes 253 amino acids. Lineage: Eukaryota; Metazoa; Nematomorpha; Gordioida; Chordodea; Parachordodidae.